Molecule: messenger RNA, 5827 nt
Organism: Lampris incognitus (smalleye Pacific opah)
Lineage: Eukaryota; Metazoa; Chordata; Actinopteri; Lampriformes; Lampridae
Product: AP2-associated protein kinase 1-like
Exons: 19
Coding region: 610-3930 (1106 amino acids)
Biological process (GO): protein phosphorylation
Molecular function (GO): protein kinase activity; ATP binding
Source: RefSeq, a predicted model, not a curated record
GCGGCUCAGCAGACUUAGCGACAGGGCUGAAGAUAGACCGCGUUCGGCGCCGAUGUAAAGCGCAACUUAUGGAAUAAAUAACGUCCCGUGUGGAAGGAAACAGAGGAGAUGCGUAAUAAGGCACAUGGAGUGACAAGGAACUGCUCGGCUGCCAGUAUAACAUCAACUGACAGCUGUCACCGUACAUAACUAGUUAGCUAGCUAGCUAAGCUAAAGGCUAACUGCCGUAUUUCCCUCACACAGAUUGGCUAGCUAGCUAACUAGUUCUUCCGUCGGUUGAAUCUCAAGCGGUGGCAUUUUAAUGGACAUCUUCUUAUUCGUAACAAAUAUGUACAUUUCUUAUGUACGUGUACACAUGUUUACGGGAGUGAUGAGUUAAAUAUCACUCGCAGGAAUUGUUUGGAGUCUUCUCUGAUGCAUCUAUUAGGUAGCAGUUAUACAGUAGCUAGCUGGCUGCGUUCAUUCAAUUAAAACCCAGCGUUAUCCAAAGGGUUAGCGUAGCAACUCUGCUGGCGCCACCAACAACAACAACGGUGACUGGCACCGACGAGGUUUCGUGGUUAACAGAUUAAUUGGACGUCGUCUGCACAUUGGACAACACCAGCGAAAAUGAAGAAAUUUUUUGAUACGCGCCGGGAACUUGUGAAUGCUGGGCCUGGUUCUGGAGCAAGUGGAGGAGGCUGCAGUUCCGGCGGAGGUGGCAGUUUCAUUGGACGGGUCUUUACCAUUGGACGUUAUCAAGUGACCGUCGAGGAAAUUGUCGCCGAAGGAGGUUUUGCCAUUGUUUUCCUGGUACGGACUCACCAGGGGGUGCGAUGUGCUCUCAAAAGGAUGUAUGUUAACAACGAACAUGACCUACAGGUCUGCAAGCUAGAGAUCCAGAUUAUGAGAGACUUGGUGGGCCACAGAAACAUAGUUGGUUUCCUGGACUCCAGCAUAACUGCAGUAGGAGCGGGUGAUGUGUGGGAAGUCCUAAUCUUAAUGGAUUUCUGUCGAGGUGGACAGGUGGUGAACCUAAUGAACCAGCGGCUACAGACGGGCUUCACCGAGACCGAAGUGCUACAGGUUUUCUGUGACACCUGUGAGGCCUUGGCGCGCCUCCACCAGUGCAAGACUCCAAUCAUUCAUAGAGAUCUCAAGGUGGAGAAUAUUCUGCUGCAUGACAGGGGACAUUACGUACUUUGUGAUUUUGGGAGCGCUACCAAUCGGUUUCAGAAUCCACAGUCAGAAGGGGUGCCAGUGGUUGAGGAGGAAAUUAAGAAGUACACUACUCUUUCAUACCGUGCUCCGGAGAUGGUAAACCUCUAUGGUGGCAAGGUCAUCACUACUAAGGCAGACAUCUGGGCCAUGGGUUGCCUGCUUUAUAAGCUUUGCUACUUCGUGCUACCCUUUGGGGAGAGCCAAGUGGCUAUCUGUGAUGGUAGCUUCACUAUCCCAGAUAACUCCCGCUACUCCCAGGACAUGCACUGCCUCAUCAGAUACAUGCUUGAACCCGACCCUGACAAAAGACCAGACAUCUACCAAGUAUCCUACUUUGCCUUUAAGUUGGCUAGACGAGAGUGUCCAGUCCAAAAUGCACAUAAUUCUCCUAUUCCUGCAAAACUUCCUGAGCCUAUCAAAGCCAGUGAAGCUGUGGCCAAAAAGAGUCAGACCAAAGCCAGGCUCACAGACCCCAUUCCUAUGACAGAAACUUCAAUUGCACCUCGGCAGCGGCCCAAGGCUGGCCAGGCCCAGCCCCAACCUAUAUCAGGCAUUUUGCCCAUCCAGCCUGCCCUCACACCACGCAAGAGGCCUAAUGUGGCUGCCGGAGGAUCCCAGGGUAUUGGUGUUGGGAUUAAUGUCCCGCCACCUGCUGCUGCAGCUGUCCAACCUGCUCAACAGGCUCCUGUUGCACAGGCUGCACCUCAGCCGGCCCAAACCAUCAAUGUACAGCCACCAGCCACACCCCAACAUCAGCAGCUCUUCAUACAACAGCAACAGGCCCCAGCUUUCUUCGGUCCACAGCAGCAAGCCAACCAGCAGCGUCAGAUGUUGCAGAGUGUCCACCACCGUCAACUACAACAGCAGUCAGCUACUCAGGCGUCUGCCACGCUCCCAUCCAAAGCUCAGCCUGUUACUCCAGUUAUUUCCCUGCAGCUACAUCACCAGCAAUCAGCCAGCUCUACCAUGACUGUAGUCCCCAUCCCUGAAACGUCAGUUCCUCAUCUGACUCCUAUCCCUGAGUCUGCGGCCAUUUGCACUGCAGCUGAUCCAGAGGCCAUGACUGGCCAUGGGAUCCACAAAGUAGGCUCCCUGACACCCCCCUCAUCCCCAAAGACGGCCCCCAAGGGUGGCCACAGACGCAUUCUUAGUGAUGUGACCCACAGUGCUGUGUUUGGUGUCCCAGUCAGCAAGUCAACUCAGCUACUACAGGCGGCUGCAGCCGAGGCUAGCCUCAACAAGUCCAAAUCGGCCAGCACCACACCGUCCGGCUCCCCCUGCUCCUCCCAGUCGAAUGUAUAUCAGCCAGGUGAGGGUGGUGCCCCAUUGGCUCCUUCUGCCACCAACAUCCAGCCCAACUGGAAUCCCUUUGGGGACGACAACUUCUCCAAGCUUACAGCAGAGGAGCUUCUCAACAAAGACUUUGCAAAGCUAACUGAAACAGCUAAACCAGGAGAGAAGGUUGCAGACUCAAGUGAAAAUCUCAUCCCUGGGCUCCAAGCUUUCCCAGCUAAGACAGAUAUGUGUGUGGAAUCCCUAAUUCCUGGCCUGGAGGCUCCCCAGGCCCAGAGACAUACAGCACAGCCAGAGCUCAUCUCCACUAGCAUGCCAGACCCUCUGACUGGGGAGGACUCUCUGCUGGGCUGUGAUCUGUUAUCUCACCCCACUACUCCUGGAGCCCAGUCUGUCUCUGCUCUCCCUUCUUCCUCUUGCUCCUCUGCCCAUCCUGGCACCGGCUCUGGCUCCUGUCUGGAUGAACUGGCUUCUGUAUCCCUGCCCCCUGUUCAGACAACUUCUGACUCUGCUUUCCUUAUGUCGGGUGGGGAGAAGGGCACUGAGGACGAGUUUGACCCCAUCCCUGUGCUCAUCUCCAAAAGCUCCAAUCAAGAGCUGAAAGGCGAGAGUAAUGGCUACAAUACACUCGAUGAGGAGGGAGAGGCCAGAACAGGUGAGGGCUGCGUUCACUCCAGCGAUGAGAAUGAUGAGGAAGCGGAAGAGAAGAAGCCACAAAAGAACGAGCAGCAGAGCAGGGGAGGUGAGAGCGAUGUGGUGGCCCAUGACUGCAGUGGCUCCAGACCUUUACUCCAGGACUCCGAGGAUGAAGAGGAGCAAGGACAUGAGUUGCCCCCCCAGCCAUCACCACCUUCUUGCGCAUUAACAGCACAACCAUCCACUGUCUUUCAUCAACAAACUCCAAACACUUUAGCCCAGAAUCAUUCCCAGCAGGGGGCACAGUCAGCAAGAGAAUCGGAGGUUGUUCCAGAUGUUUUCUCCGAAGCACCAUUUCGAAUCUCACAAGAUGAGGCAGCUGAUGUGUUUGCCAAUGCCCCCUUCCCACAUGCCUAUGUUGCAGCUCAACAGCAGCUAGAUGUGUUCCUGCAGGCUCCCUUUGGAAAAAAAAAGGAGGCCACCAGCCUGUCCCCACAGCCCAAGACCUCAUACUCUCACACAGUUGUGGCUGCUCCUGUAACCCCUGAACAAGGGGUCUUGGGACAGGUUGCUCCACAACCAUUCCGCCCGCAAGCUCUGGCCAAAUAUUCCCGACAUUUUGAGGGACCUGUGCCCCAGCAGCCUGUGGCAGCCCAUCGAGUAGUGUCUAAUGUAAGCAGGCAAGCUGCUGUAGGAUCAGUCCCUGUUGGACCUCUUCAUUCAUGGACCUCAGAAGUAAGCGCUGUUGACCCUUUUGUCUCUGCACCCUUUCAUCUCAAGGCUCCACAAGAGAAGCCCUGAAGCUGCACACGCUGCACUCAAGAUGGUGUCGUGGAACCACACAAUUAUGCAAAAUAAUACAAGCGUACUGCAUGCUGUCAUCGCCCCAGGGGCUGGACUGCAGGCCUGCAUGGAUCUCAUUCUUAACUGGCUCAAAUUAGUUUUCAUAGUAAAAGAUUGUAUCUACACUUGAAUGCUGCAGUAGAGUAAGUCCAAGUUGCCUUUUAUUUUUGUUGUCAUGUCUAAAUGUUAUAACGUUUGUAAUUUACCCCUUGGUACGCACACAGUGGAUAUGGUAGUGAAGUGUUUGUUUGUUUUCCUGCCUACCUCAGUUAUGGUUUUCCUUUCAGUAAACUGUCUUGGGCUUUGGCAGUUAUGUUCCCUGGAAUCGGUCACUUAAUAGUGAAAUUCAAAUCUGGCCCAACAUUGCUUCAUGAAGACUCCUUUGGCUCUGACAGUUUCUCAGAGAGGAAGAUAACAAGCUUGGCAUUCAGGGUCAUAACGUCACAAAGACACAAAUGGGGGGGGGAAUUGUCCCAAACGGCACCUUUUUAUUGAUUGGAACUUUAUAUCAUGGCGUCUGUUCUGUCAUCAGUACCAAGUUGAGGUUUUCGUCUCACAGCGGUUUUAGCAUAUUCAGUUUGCAAUGGCAACAAAUAGAUUUAAAGAACUGCCUUACUUCCAUUCUUAAAGCCUAUUAAGUGCGUUCAUCAUGUCUCACUGGGUAGGAUAACAGCAUAAACUCUGAGCUGUCCUGUCGUGUCUGAUAGUUUGUAUUAAUCUGAUGCUGGAUAAUGAUGUGGAUAUUUCAAAGGAUAGUGUAUGUUAAUAGAUUUUUUUUCACUUUGCUUUGAAUCCACAAUGUUUGUUCUUUUGAGAAAGGAAUGAGAAAGGAAUAUUUAGUGUUUAUUCCGCAUAGUAUUCCAACCUUAUAUAACACAAGUCUUACAGAAUAUAGUAGAAUACUUCCAUUGUUAUGUAUAUAGUCUCUGAGUGAGUUUUCUUUAUUUCUUUUUGAUUUAACGGUGUAUAUCAAACCUCACUUUCUCCCAUCGCCAUUCCCUCAACAUGCAACAGAGGGCGCACUGUCCCUUUCUCAACACUCCUCGUCAUCUGUUUCAAUUACUUGACCUAUUUUUGCACUCGGUCAGCACCAAAUACUUGUGUACAGUCAUGCACAGUUUGCUUCUACUGUGUGCAGUUGAGAUAACACGCAAGGCCUAUAUUUCACGUCAUCCACCCUCGCUCACAGACUUAUUCUGACUUCCAACUGUGAUAAACUCUGCCAAGGCACCUGAAAUGAAAAUCCAUGCGUAGAUAAGUUGUUCGGUACCUUUAAAUAAUGCUUGCCUUCAGCGCUACGGUUGCUUGGAUUGUAAUUGUACUAUUAUCUGACAUGAGCCCUUGAAUGGCAUUCCUAUUAGAUUUAUCCUUUACUUCCAUAGUCGUAUGGGAAAAUAUUUUAUUGCUUUUUGCUUUGUUCAACCUUGAGACACUUUUUAGUUCCCUCGUUGGCACAUUUAAGGGGAAUCGACAAUAAUUCAUCCCAAAGCAUAAUUCCUGUGUUCCUGUCUAGUUACACAUUUUCAAUAUAUUCUUCUUCUCUUUUUUUCCCCUCUUGAAAUGUACAAUCUUUUAUAAAUAUAUACUUUUGUCAUCCAAUCUGUUUAAAUGAAGGUUGCACAUAGCCAAUGACAGGCUGGAUACUCUAAGAAUGUGUUUAGUUGAUAACACAGCUGUAUGAGGUUUAUACAAAGUGUAAUUUGACCACAGUCUGUUGUAUAGGAAAACCUGAAUAGAGGAUUCAACUGCUUCAGAUGCUGAAAACCAAGGCACUCAUAUCAAAAAACUUGAGUCAUGCUGCAAAGCUAGCUUUUGAAAACUCUGUAUGUCAUUAAAAAAAAAACAAAUAAAUGAA